AGUAAGAAAAAAUUUAAAUUGAGUGCAAAUCAACUUGGAUUAUUCUGUUCCAUCAACUUUCUUUUUAAGUGCAUCAAUUCUCAAAAAUGGCUAUGGGGUUAGUGAGAAAAUCUUCAAGUUUGAUACUAAUAAGCAAAUGUACAGCUGCAUUCUCACCAACAUACACCCACUGGAAGGAGGUUGGUCCAGAAGAUUAUGCAGUUACACUACUUAAGAGAAGUUCUAAGAGCAAAUUUAUGCCAGAUGCCCUAGUGUUCCCUGGAGGUGUUCAUGACGUUGCAGACGCAGACCCAGCAUGGCUUGAGCUCUUCAGCAAGUGUGAAGUGUCAUCUCAGAAAAUCAAUCAAUUAUUCAGACAGCCUGAUGCUCUGCGAGCUGGAACAUACAGGAGUCUUGCCAAGCAAAUGGAAAUGUUGCCAAAUCAAACAGAAGACGCGAUGAUGUUGCCCGAGUUCUCCUUGCGACUCACAGCUCUACGGGAAACUUUUGAAGAGACAGGAUUGCUGCUCGCUCGGCCUGUCGUUGCCGGAGUGCCGAGUGAUCCCAUUGCUUUAACUGAGCACGGGGCAUAUCCUAUCUCAAUGAACAGCACAUUAUCCAACGAAGAGCUUAUGAAAACACAUACAAGAUAUGGGGCAGUUAUGGGGGAGAACUUGAAGGGAUGGCGGGCUGCAGUUAAUGCUGAACCUGCAAAGUUUGCAGAGAUGUUUGCGAGCACCCGAGGCAUGAAGGGCGCACUGCUGCCGUGGGUGGAGGGGCUGGUGGAGUGGUGGGCAUGGUUGACGCCCAUCACCUACCUGACGGCGCGCUACGACACGAUGUUCUACACGGCGCUCCUGCCGCACCUCGAGCUCCUGCCUCACAUGAUGUCCGCCUGCAGCGAGAGCUCGCAGCUCCUUGUGGUGCGACCGUCUGCUGCAGUGCAGGAUCAUCAGUGUGGCAGUUCAUGGCUCGCUCCUCCGCAGCUGUACGAGUUCGGUCGUCUCGCGCGCUUCAGGAGUCUGGCGGAGGUGGCGGCGCACGUCGCCAGCAGGACGGGCGCCGGGGCGCGCGUCGCGGCCGCCGUGCACACGUGGACGCCGCAGGUGUACAAGAGCCUCGACAGCUUCAUCACCACGCUGCCUGGGGACGAGUUGUACGACCGCAACUACACGCUGGACGCCGAUGGAUCAGCGCCGCUACUGCAUUGUUCCAGCGCCGACCUGCGCAGCGCCUGCGCCGACGACCUGCCGAAACUCACGCGCUCGCCGGCCGACGCGCAGGCUGCGCUGCGCGACGCCCAACGCAGACCCAGCGUUCCCCUCAACAGAGUCGAGUCAAACAAGAGACUUCAUUGCUCCUUCGUCACCAAUACCAACACUGAUCAUGGUCAGGUCACGCCUGUGGACAUCUGCGGCUCUUUGUCCUAAACAAACUAUCCCAGAAGAGGUUUUAUACGAUGUUUUAUACUAAUGUCAAUCGCCGGAGGGUUCUAGACAUUAUCACAGAAAAUAUGCGAGAAUAAAAUGAAAACUCGACUUAAGUACAAGUUAUAAAGAUAACAAGGUCGUGACCGAGCUCAAAACAAGAGAGCUUUGUUUUAAUUUUAAAAUGUUGAGAUGAAGCCGACGUAUAAAUGAUGUAUAUAGAUAGGUAUGUGACCCAGAGAAGAAUUAUUGCGCCUAUAGUUUUGGUUGUGCCAAAAGGAAUGUUGCAAAAGGAACGUGAAAAUAUUUUAGCAAAAAAUUUAAUAAUCUAUAUUUUACUCUGUUUAUUGUAAUAUUUUUCGUACAUCAUGUACAUGUCACGAUUACGCAAGCAUUCGCAACUCGAUAGAAAAUUACGUGUAUAUUUCGUAAUCUUAAGUCAGUAAGAUAAAAACGCCUUUCGUUUGAGAGUGAAUAAAUGUGCAGGUAAAUGAGCCUCAGGCGAGAACGUUAUGAUUGUAGUCUAGUAGCUUGAAGCUCAAACCUUGUGAGGACAACAUGUUGUUAUCACCUAGCAAUAUCCAUACAUCUAUCUGGCCGUUGAUCUUCCUGUUAUCGUUAUCAUAAUGUUUCAUUGUUAUUGGUUCAUAAUAUUUAUUGUUCAUAAGAUUUAUGUUGUUCACUGUUAUAUUAUUUCAUAAUAUUUAUGUGGGAAAGUUAAAGACGAGAUCCUAUCUAAUAUGUAAAAUAUGGGUUUCAGGUUUUUUAUACAAUUAGAAUACAAAAGGUUUAUUGUUAUUUACGUGAUUAGGGAUGACGGGAAUACCAGGAUUGGGUUUCCAAAAUUGCAGGAAUUAACAAGUUUUGGUAAUGCCGGGUUAAAAUCUCAAUUUUUUCCAAUAAUUGUCCGACAGGUUUUCUCUACCAUGUCAUUAUAGUUCUUAGAGCAUCGAAUUUGCGUAGUAAUUGUUGAACAAACAAAUACGCUACGAAACCUGAAGAAUACGGAUAAUCUUGAAAUCGGAUAGUAAUUGGAUGCAAUCAAUUGAUAAUAUAUAUUUUUGUAAUAAAAUUUGUCUUAAGAUA
Hyalella azteca is the source of this 2492-nucleotide messenger RNA. RefSeq names its product acyl-coenzyme A diphosphatase NUDT19. Gene Ontology annotation, molecular function: hydrolase activity, acting on acid anhydrides, in phosphorus-containing anhydrides. The record is from RefSeq and is a predicted model, not a curated record. The transcript is spliced from 9 exons. Gene Ontology annotation, cellular component: mitochondrion. NCBI's taxonomy places the organism in Eukaryota, Metazoa, Arthropoda, Malacostraca, Amphipoda, Hyalellidae. Bases 87 to 1409 code for a protein of 440 amino acids.